Molecule: messenger RNA, 1957 nt
Organism: Humulus lupulus (European hop)
Lineage: Eukaryota; Viridiplantae; Streptophyta; Magnoliopsida; Rosales; Cannabaceae
Product: LOB domain-containing protein 36-like
Exons: 3
Coding region: 447-1478 (343 amino acids)
Source: RefSeq, a predicted model, not a curated record
CUCUCUUCCAUUUUCCUCGACAUUUCGCUUCUUUCAUAUAUAUUUUUUUAUAAUUUUAUAAUAUAAAAAUUAAUUUUUCACAUAUUAAUUGUAAUUUUUUUUAAAUAUAUAUUGCAAAUCUUCACUCUCUUCUGUUGCGAUCUUGAAACUCCAAUUUCGGAUCAAAAGGCACCUGGACUGGACUUCACUCUCUUCUGGUUUAGUUUUUUUUUCUCUCAUUUACAUGAGCUCAGGAGCCAUUUUCGAUUCUUCUUUCUCUUUCUCUUGCUAAAUCGACGAAGUUUUGAUAUCCAUAUGAACUCUAUCGGCGUUUUCUCUCAGGUGUUUUAUAUGGACUUUGAAGAAGUCGAUAAGAAAGGAAGCGGAAUCAGUCGUCGGAGUAGAUAUUCAUCGAAAUCGAAAUCAAUUAUUAUCUAAGUUUCUGAGUUCAAAAUAUAAUUUAAAAAAUGCAAUCGAAUUCUCCAUGCGCGGCGUGCAAGAUUCAGAGGAGGAAAUGUACUCAAGAAUGCGUGUUCGCACCGUAUUUCCCACCGGACCAACCCCAAAAAUUCAUGAAUGUUCACAAAGUAUUUGGUGCCAGUAAUGUUUCGAAACUACUCCAAGAACUCAGCGCCGAGAACCGUGAAGACGCAGUCAACUCUCUCGCUUACGAAGCCGACGCACGUCUUCGAGACCCGGUUUAUGGCUGUGUGGGUCUCAUCUCCGUUCUUCAGCAAAGACUGAAGCAAGUCCAGUAUGAUCUCUUCAGCGCGAAAAAAGAGCUUGCUGCUUACUUGGGUCCCCAAGCUAUGGUUUCCAUUUUUCAAGCUCCGAUAUAUAUGCCGCAUCAAGGGAACCCUUCUUCUUCCUCACUUUACAAUAAUCCGUAUAGCUCCAUUAUGGGUGCUCCCGGGGGUGGUCCAUUGAUCAUCCGUGAACCUUCUCAGGUUCAACCUCAAGCUCAUGUUGAUGCUCAACAGAUUCAGGCACAGAUUCAAGCGCAGAUUCAGGCUCAGACUCAGCCACAUUACCUCGACGCUCAUCAACUGGCGAGGGAACACCAACAAGAUGUGCUAAUGAGGCUUACUGUGGAACAGAAAAUGGCGAUUAUGCAGCAACAGCAACAACAACAGCCGAUUCAGUAUCAACAUCGUUCCGUCCAACAAAAUCUCGCGAGGUUUACUACAGGUCAUGACCCUCGUACGGGUCCGGAUGAUGAGACAGCUGAGUUCAAUGAGAUGGGUGGUAGCGCAACUGCAGUGGGGUCUGGUUUAGUUCUUGGUAGUGGGUAUCAACAUCCUUAUGAUCUUGUUCAACAACAAGAUCAGCAGCAAUCGGAGCAUGGUCACAAUCCUCUUCAACAACUCCAUCGUGAGGAGGAUCAACUUUUGUUCGAUAACCCCGAGUCGCCGGUUUUGCAACUGGGUCCGCAAACUCAACUGUGGCACAAGUUUGGUAACGAAGACGAUAGGAGAAAUAACAUUGGUCCGACUAGUUGAGCAUGUCUCCUCCCGCUCUUUUGUUCAUCUCACUUUAUCAUUCAAAUUUUUUUCAGAAUAGCUUAUUUUUGCCGCAAAAGAGAGAGAGAGAGACGUAGAAAAAGGUGGAGAGAAUACGUAUAAGAUUGGAAAAGAUUCAUAUCUGAAGUGGCAUUGAUUUUUGGGUUAAAAGGAGGAGACUUUCAUGGAGAUAUCAUUUUAAAAGAGUAGGAUCCACAUUGAUCUUUGAGUACAGUCUAUUUCUUCUUUUUGUUAAAAGUAUGUCUUAGAGUCAUAGGUCCAUUUUUCAUACUUACGAAUAUGUAAAUAAUAAUUUCUGGAUUACUUACUUUUUUCUCAAGGUCCCUUUUGUUUUGAUCAAUUAUUGUUGAUACUAGUUUACUAUACUUUGUGCUAUAUCUCUAAAGUUUUUCUUUUUUACCUUUUCAUCAUGGCUUAAGUUGAAGAUCUGAGAGUGGGUGUUUUCCUUCUCACCAUCA